AUGGAAUUCGAUUCACACUCGAACGCUUGUCCAGCCAAACCUUCCGGAGCCGGCGAGAAAGGCGCUGCACUCAUUGGUUCCCUCACGUUCCAAAAUCUCGUUUCGAUCAUCGGCUGGGCUUGCUUUGCUGCCUCUACCAUUCUGUGGAUCGUCCUGGUCAUUCCUCACCUGCGCCAAUACAAGGCUCCCAACGAGCAGCGCCAGAUCUUCAAAAUUGUUUCCACGCCGCUGAUUUUCACGAUUGUUGCGGUCAUCUCUACCCACACAUACCAUGCUGCUGACUACCUCGAACCGCUGGCCAACCUCUAUGAAGGGUUUGCCCUCGCGUCUCUCUUCUUGCUAUAUGUUCAGUACGUUACUCCAGACGUCACGACAAGAGAUGCCUUCUUCCAGAGCUUGGAGAAGAAAGGCAAGAACGGAGGUGUCACGCCUGGUGGGAGUCUUCGAUGGUUCUGGAACACCUGGAGGACGGUUUUCUUCUACGUCGUCAUCUAUACGGUUCUCGUGAUCAUCCAAGAAAUUACAAAGGCGACGGGUGCCUACUGCAGCACUUCUUCCAAACCGAGAUUUGCAAACAUUUGGAUCCAGGCCCUCGAACUCGGCACGACCAUCUGGGCUAUCCUCGCAGUGAUCAGGUUUCAGCGUCGACUUCGAGAGUUUAUGAAUGGUAAAAGAGCUGUUGCGAAACUGGUGAUGUUCAAGCUAUUUGUGGUUAUCACCACCAUUCAGCGGUUCAUCUUUGGUAUCCUCCGAUCUAAGGUCACCGGCGGUUCCAAAGUGACAUACCACGACAUCACUAUUGGACUGCCAGCAUUGCUGAACUGCGUCGAAGCAUUGAUGUUCAUGGUCGGAAACUACUUCAUUUUCAACGUAAGGGAAUACCGGACCGGUCAAGAGAAGGACGGCCCGCGUUACCGUAUAAGGAAGUCCCUGCCUGAUGCUUUGAAUCCCAUGGACUUGAUCCGAGCUAUUGGCCUGGCAUUCGGGUCUCUCAGGUCACGGAGAUCAAGUCAAGGCUAA
Molecule: messenger RNA, 1020 nt
Organism: Cladophialophora carrionii CBS 160.54
Lineage: Eukaryota; Fungi; Ascomycota; Eurotiomycetes; Chaetothyriales; Herpotrichiellaceae
Exons: 4
Coding region: 1-1020 (339 amino acids)
Biological process (GO): transport
Molecular function (GO): transporter activity
Source: RefSeq, a predicted model, not a curated record